AUGGAACUUGACGAGGCAUCCACAGCUGACGGCUAUUAUGAUCGAAUCAAGGCUAUUUGUGGACAAAUCAGGGUCAAAGUUUUCGAAGCACUUCAAAGGCUUAGACAGAAUAAUGCUCUAUAUCGUAAUGUUACAAUUAAUCAAUUAAUAAACAGCAAAUUACCUGAAGAUGAUGUACCGGAGUGUUUAUGGGCAACCAUGGAAGUUUCUACUAAUGUAGAAGCAGCUGAAAAUGAAAGAGCAAGUUACCUUCCUGAUCCGUUGACCAAUGCAUCUGAAUUUAACAAUACAACAGCUAUACCUAUAAUCUCAAGUGCUGUGUUAGAUGUCAAUAGUACCAAAGUGUCGUCUGAUGAAGUUGCUGAACAUCUUUUAGAACGAAUCAAAGCACAAGUGCCAGAAAAAACACACGGAAAAGACACCGAGCAAAACUCUAAACAAGACACUGUAUACAUAAUUCCUCGUGGCAACAAACCGGCCAAUGAAUAUUCUAAUCCAAAUCUUUUAUUAGAAAUCUUUCCUACCCUAUUCCCAUAUGAAUGUGGUCGGCUUGAGGAUGGUUCUCGACCGAUUCAAAUCAAUUCUCGUGAGCAUCUCAGAUAUCUUCUUUCGUAUGCAGAUCGCCGCUUUGAAGAACACUAUUCAUUUAUAUUCGUUGUCUUCAAUAUUUUACAACGCCGAACAGCAUGUUUCCACGCCCAAUUAAUGACAACAAGAUCGUGGUUUCAACAAUCUGCACAAGUUCUUAACUCAUUGAGUUCUGAAGAUGUAGCAGCAGCCCUUAUUAAUAUCUCAAAAGCGCCUUAUUCAAAAGUUACUGAUGAGAGAACAAAUACGUUGAUGAAGCACAUCAAAAUUAUUGGUGGUCACGUCAUGGGUUCAGCUCAUUCCCGAUCAGCUCUUCGUAUGAAAAUUCAUUCUUUAUGUUUUUAUCUUGGUCUUCCUAGCCUUUUCCUCACAAUCAAUCCGGCCGACAUCCAUAGUCCAGUGGCACUUUACUUUGGAGGUAUCGAUCUCGAUCUUGAUAACGUUCUGCCAGAAGUCCUGCGCACAAGUUAUGAGCGUGCUCAAAUUGUCGCGACGCACCCUGUUGCAACUGCAAAGUUCUUCAACUGUUUAAUAAAAAGCAUUUUGAAAAGCCUACUAUUGGGCGGUGUACUUGGUCCUGCAAAAGCGUAUUUCGGCACUGUACAGAGUCAAGGAAGAGGAUAGCUCCAUUUACAUCUCUUGAUUUGACUCAAUCAUGAAUAUACUCCAGCACAAUUGAAAGAAAAUAUUCAAAAUCAAGAUUUUCGUGAAAAUUUACUAAAAUAUUUAGAAGAUAUUAUAAAAGAAGAUUUAGAUUCGUUUCGAGGUAAUAUAUUUAACAUUGUUCGAAUCUGUCAUUUGAAGUUGUUACAUUUGCCUACUUGAUGCUGUUUUACACUAGGGGUCUGCAUUUCCAUGGAAACCGUUCCCGGUAGCGCCACUACAUAUAGAAGGAAGUAUAGAUUGUGGCGCUACCGGGAACGGUUUCC
This is a messenger RNA of Rotaria sp. Silwood1, 1517 nucleotides long. The record is from the annotation of a GenBank genome assembly. NCBI's taxonomy places the organism in Eukaryota, Metazoa, Rotifera, Eurotatoria, Philodinida, Philodinidae.